CGCUAUACACGGCUAGUAUCUGCAGCAGCCAAGCAUAUAUGCGCCUCAGCCUAGGUUCGAUACUCCCGUAUCUUAUUCAAGUCUUUAAGAGCCUUAUAUUUGUUCCUUCGGGCUCCUGAAUAUUUACCAGCGGAUCUUCCCGUCCCCAAGCUUAAUUAACUGGGAGAGCAGUGUUCGCUCUCGUCAUUGCAUUGAAGGAUGGCAGCUCUUAGCGAGGACCUGCUUAUCACUGUGAACAAACUACAAGAUCUAGUUUUCAAUACCAUAGGAAAUGAUUCGCUUGAUCUCCCCCAGAUUGUCGUUGUCGGCUCUCAAUCUUCUGGAAAAUCAUCCGUUCUUGAGAAUAUAGUUGGCAGAGAUUUUCUGCCGAGAGGAAGCGGUAUUGUGACAAGAAGGCCCUUGAUCCUGCAGCUCAUAAACAUUCCGAGUGAACGGCAUGACAGGCCCGACGGUGACGAGGUCCAUAUACCUCACACUGCUGCAAGUGUUGCAGGGCAAAACGAGUGGGCGGAGUUCCACCAUCUCCCUGGUCGCAAAUUUGACGACUUUGCUCUGGUGAAGCAGGAAAUCGAAGCGGAGACAGCGAGGAUAGCAGGAAGCAACAAAGGAAUCAAUAGGCAGCCCAUCAAUCUGAAGAUUUUCUCGCCUCACGUCCUCAAUCUUACCAUGGUUGACUUGCCGGGGUUGACGAAAGUGCCCAUUGGAGAUCAACCGUCUGACAUCGAAAAACAAACUCGGGCAUUGAUCUUGGAAUAUAUAGCGAAGCCCAACAGCAUCAUUCUGGCAGUAUCUCCUGCCAAUGUCGACCUCGUGAACUCGGAGGCUUUAAAGCUUGCGCGGCAGGUUGAUCCAAUGGGGCGAAGGACCAUCGGUGUCUUGACGAAGCUGGAUCUCAUGGACCAUGGUACCAAUGCCAUGGACAUCCUCUCUGGCCGCGUCUACCCAUUAAAACUUGGUUUCAUAGGUGUCGUCAAUCGGUCUCAACAAGACAUCCAAUCUGGGAAAUCCCUAUCCGACGCAUUGCAGGCUGAGCUGGACUUUUUUAGACAUCAUCCCGCUUAUCGCAAUAUGGCAAAUAGAUGCGGCACUCAGUUUCUAGCAAAGACCUUGAAUACAACUCUCAUGUCUCACAUCCGUGAUCGGCUUCCUGAUAUCAAAGCGCGCCUCAACACCCUUAUGGGCCAAACACAACAGGAACUCGCAAGCUAUGGCAACAAACAGUUCAGCGGAAAGGAGCAUCGCGGAUCAUUGAUACUGCAGCUAAUGACACGAUUCGCCUCGUCAUUCAUAUCCUCGAUUGACGGAACCUCCUCUGAAAUCUCCACAAAAGAACUCUGCGGAGGCGCUAGGAUUUACUAUAUCUUCAAUUCUGUCUUCGGCAAUUCUCUUGAGACGAUAGACCCCACCCACAACCUGACUGUGUCCGAUAUCAGGACGGCUAUCCGAAACUCAACAGGUCCUCGCCCGAGUUUAUUUGUUCCAGAACUUGCUUUUGACCUGCUUGUAAAGCCUCAAAUCAAGAUGCUAGAAGCUCCUAGUCAGAGGUGCGUUGAACUCGUGUAUGAAGAGCUCAUCAAGAUCUGCCAUACAUGUGGUUCACAAGAACUACUUCGCUUCCCCCGUCUUCAGGCAAAAUUGAUCGAAGUUGUAUCCGAUCUUCUUCGCGAACGAUUAGGACCUUGCUCGGGAUACGUGGAGUCUCUUAUCUCGAUUCAGCGGGCUUACAUCAAUACGAACCACCCAAAUUUUCUUGGUGCGGCGGCAGCGAUGUCGUCCGUUAUUCAAAACAAGCAGGAGCAGGAAAGAAAAGCAGCACUGGCAGAAGAGAAAAGGAAAAGAGAUAGAAGACGGCUCAAGGAACUUGGAGGCUCAAAUGGCAACAUCACUGCCUCAUUGGAUGAUGAAGAAGAUCAGCAAUCCGAUAUCAAGCUACAAAAUGUCUCUAACAGAAGUCAGUCCGCCCGGGGAGCUAGAAGCAUGUCACCUCAUCUUGGCAAGGGCCAAGACAGCGGCAUUGCAGCUACAUUGAACGGGACGCAUUCAAACGCCUCGGCAGCGUUCGGGGCAACGAACACUACCCGUGAUUCUUUCUUGAACUACUUCUUUGGCAAGGAUGGCGUGCAUCCUGUCACUUCGCUACCGCAACCAUCAAACACAAAUAGGCAGCUUGCAAGCCCUCAUGAGGCCAGUGUCAGCCACAGCCUUCGGCGCACAGAAAUGCGUUCUCCCAUUUUGCCGCCUGACGAUUACGUAGCCCCCGUAGAACAUUAUAAUGACGUUGCUGUAUCGACCAAGGACGACCCAGACUCCUCUUUAACUGAGCGUGAAAUCUUGGAGACUGAGUUGAUUCGUCGAUUGAUCUCCUCGUAUUUCAAUAUUGUCAGAGAAACGAUUGCUGACCAGGUGCCCAAGGCUAUCAUGCAUCUUCUUGUUAAUCACAGCAAAGAUGUUGUGCAGAAUAGGCUUGUUAGCGAGCUCUACAAAGAAGACCUAUUUGGAGAGCUUCUGUACGAAGAUGAUGGAAUCAAGGCGGAGAGAGAAAAGUGUGAAAAACUUCUUGAUACAUAUAAGGAGGCAGCGAAGAUUGUGGGCGAGGUUUUGUAGAUCUUUGAUCAAGCAAUCUCGGUUGCAACACUUCUAUGAACUUUGACUGCACUAUUCUCUACAACAACGCAAUGGCCUGGAAUCGCUGUUGACAGGUAUCGUUUCUGUGUUUUAGGGAAAGACAGUGUGGCACUUUUGUAUUGUAUAUCGAAACUGUGGUAUUUCGUCUUUCACCAAUAUUGUCUGAUUCGUCACGUCGAAUUUCCGAGU
Molecule: messenger RNA, 2814 nt
Organism: Aspergillus homomorphus CBS 101889
Lineage: Eukaryota; Fungi; Ascomycota; Eurotiomycetes; Eurotiales; Aspergillaceae
Product: dynamin-related GTPase DNM1
Exons: 3
Coding region: 199-2604 (801 amino acids)
Biological process (GO): mitochondrial fission; peroxisome fission
Cellular component (GO): microtubule; peroxisome; membrane
Molecular function (GO): microtubule binding; GTPase activity; GTP binding
Source: RefSeq, a predicted model, not a curated record